UUCGAUCAAAGCGUCAUACCCCAGACUGUCUUCGAUUUCAAUUGCUGUCAGUGAUGCAAAUUCAAUAACCAAAAAAACAAAACAUUGAACGGAGCUUGAAAUUUAAUUGGAAAACAUGAUAAAUCAAGUGGCCGAGGCUUUAUAUUCUGCUACGUAUGUGGAGAACUAUUUGGAUUAUGUGGAAAAUCUCCCAAACGAUGUACAACGACAUUUAUCGCGGAUACGCGAAAUUGAUGUGGAAUAUCGAGGUCAUUUGAGGGAUAUUGACAAUUACUAUGAUCAAUGGUCUAACUGCUCGACAAAUGAAUUGGAAUCAGCGAAUGCAACGCGUCGAACAAGAGCGAUGGCGCGUAUACAGAAAAGUCUAAUAGCUGCACAGGAGCUGGGCGAUGAAAAGUUGCAAAUUGUGAAUCAGUUGCAAGAAUUGAUUGACCAUAAAUCACGUCAGCUGGACCAUGACUUUAAAAACUUGGAUUACGGUAAAGAUGAACCGAUGACCGAAUCGUCAGCGAAGGAUAUUAUGCCGACGAGUCCAUCAAUGCCAUCACCGGGACAUAUCAGUUCCAGCACUUCAGUAAAUGCUAAUGUCACCCCAUUGGCUGCACAAUCAUCAAUCGCCCAUUCAACGUCAGCUGAUCGUUUCCAAACUCCGUCAUCAUCAUCCAGUGCCAACAAUGGUGAUCGGGGUACCAAACGAGCCAGACGUGUACGCACCGAUAAUGGUAACACUGCCACAGAGAGCACAUCCGAAUCACUAAAUGCAAACACUGAUCAAGCACCAAAAUCAUCACAUAUGCCAAAUGGUCAGAACUCUGCUUCUACGUCUGCUCAAAAGAAGGCGGUUACCGCUGGUGGCGGUAAAAAGAAUAAAAAACGCAAAUCGGGCCGUGGACAAGCGACAAAUGCACAAAGUAAUAAUCGUGAUGACCUAACACCACCGCCCGAAGAGACAAUCGAUCCCGACGAGCCGACAUACUGUUUGUGCGAUCAGAUCUCGUUCGGUGAGAUGAUUUUAUGCGACAACGAUUUGUGUCCGAUCGAAUGGUUCCACUUUUCUUGUGUGUCGCUGAUGACAAAACCGAAGGGCAAAUGGUACUGUCCGAAUUGUCGCGGCGAUCGGCCGAAUUGUAUGAAACCGAAGGCACAAUUUCUGAAGGAACUGGAACGGUACAACAAGGAGAAGGAGGAAAAAACGUAAAAAUUUGCUUUUCACACAUUUUUUUACGAUGGGAUUUUAUUUCGGUGGUGUGAGUGGAAAAAUGACGUUUUAACGGGGACGAUUAGAUGAUGCGGCACAUGUUAAACAAUAUUCGAGAAUUUUACAAAAAUCAUGCAAUGACUUGUGCUCAAAUCGGUGAAUGUUUAAUAAAUAAGCAUAUUUUUCA
Bradysia coprophila is the source of this 1385-nucleotide messenger RNA. RefSeq names its product inhibitor of growth protein 2. NCBI's taxonomy places the organism in Eukaryota, Metazoa, Arthropoda, Insecta, Diptera, Sciaridae. Gene Ontology annotation, cellular component: nucleus. Gene Ontology annotation, biological process: positive regulation of DNA-templated transcription. The record is from RefSeq and is a predicted model, not a curated record.